Messenger RNA from Arabidopsis arenosa, 3352 nucleotides. The record is from the annotation of a GenBank genome assembly. Lineage: Eukaryota; Viridiplantae; Streptophyta; Magnoliopsida; Brassicales; Brassicaceae.
AGUCAGUGUGAAGAAGAAGGAAUUUGGGGGUUUAGAUUUUUAUACGAUCUUUGUCGCCGCCGUUAGUUAGCGUCGUCUCAGUAAUGGAUUUGUAAGAGGAAUCGGAAAGGUCGCGGUAGAGUCUGUGAUUAUAAGAAAAGGAAACCCUAGAUUGUCGCUUUCUUUGCCUCUCGGAGUUUGUUUCUGUUUCCGUCAAUCAUGACGUCUCUUUCUAUUCAACCAUUUCCAGAGAUUUCAAGGAUGGCUAGAAAUUUAGACUCGCGAAAGAAAAGAAGGAUCUCUUUAGAUGGAAUUGCUGCCUUAUGUGAGCAUUCCAAAGAGAUCAUUGAUUCAUUGCCUAUGUUGAAUUCACCUGACUACUUCUUGAAGCCAUGUAUGAACGAGCUGGUUGAGCGAGAAAUUGAAAGCCCUGAUUAUUGCAGCCGGGUUCCUGAUUUCACUAUUGGCAGGAUUGGUUACGGUUAUAUCAAGUUUAUUGGAAACACAGAUGUAAGAAGGUUGGACUUGGAUCAGAUAGUUAAGUUUCGAAGGCACGAGGUAAUUGUUUAUGAUGAUGAGAGCUCCAAGCCAGUUGUUGGUGAGGGACUUAACAAGGCUGCUGAGGUGACUCUGAUUGUAAACAUACCAAAUCUAACUUUGGGGAAAGAGCAAGUUGACCAUAUUGCUUACAAAUUAAAACAGAGCACGGAAAGACAAGGGGCAACUUUCAUCUCAUUUGAUCCCGAUAAUGGUUUUUGGAAGUUCUUGGUUCCUCAUUUCAGCAGAUUUGGAUUGAGUGAUGAUGAGGCAGAUGAUAUUGCUAUGGAUGAUGCGCCAGGUUUGGGAGAUUCCGUAGGACUGGAUGGUAACAAGGUAGCUGACAUUGAUGAAGAAGAUCAAAUGGAAACUUCUGAGCCAGAGCUUUCUCACUCUCUUCCAGCUCAUCUAGGACUUGAUCCUGGAAAGAUGAAAGAAAUGAGAAUGCUGAUGUUUCCUAAUGAAGAUGUAGACGAGAGUGAGGACUUUAGAGAGCAAACUUCCCAUAAUAUGACAUCCUUGACUAAACGAAAUGUAAGACCUUCACAGAAAAUUUCUCAAAGAAAUAGUCAUCAAGACCCUCCACCUGUCGUACGGAAAACUCCGCUUGCUUUGCUGGAGUAUAACCCUGGUAAUGAUAAAAGCUCCCCAGGCAGUAUCCUGAUGGUGCAACAAAAUAAGAAUCUGGCAGUGAGAAAGUCGAAAACGGGAGGUUUCGAGCUGGACAUCAGCCAUGUCACGCCAUUAACUGAUAACUAUUCCCGCAAUGUUGUUGAUGCAGCAUUAUUCAUGGGAAGGUCGUUCCGAGCAGGUUGGGGCCCAAAUGGCGUCCUUUUUCACACUGGUAAGCCAAUAUGUAGCUCCAGUUCCCAGAUGGUAUUGUCUUCUGUGAUCAAUAAAGAAAAGAUAGCAAUCGACAAAGUGGUUUGGGAUAGAAAGGGAAAAGUUCAGAAAGAACUUAUUGAUUCUGUGUUUGAGGCUCCCUUAAGUCUCCACAAGGAAUUAGAUCAUGUAGAAGAAGAAGUUAGGUUUGGCUCUUUCAGUCUUAAACUUCAGAAUGUUGACACUGAUCGUGUAGCUCUUUCAGAUAUCUGCCGAAAUUAUAUUGGUAUAAUCGAGAAACAGCUGGAAGUUGCUGGGUUGUCCACAUCUGCGAAGCUGUUUUUGAUGCACCAAGUCAUGGUGUGGGAACUCAUAAAAGUUCUCUUCUCUCAGAGACAGAGUACUGAACGUUUGAAUUAUGCAGCUUCUGAUAAUGAGGAAGAGAUGAUGCAGGAUGUGAAGGAAGAUUCUGCAGAAAUUGAUACAGAAGCUCUUCCGCUUAUCCGAAGAGCAGAAUUCAGUUGUUGGCUCCAAGAAAGUGUCAGUCACCGUGUACAAGAAGAUGUGAGUGAUCUAAAUGGGUCUGGCUACCUUGAGCACUUAUUCUUUCUUCUAACUGGACGAGAGCUUGAUUCAGCUGUGGAACUUGCCAUAUCUAAGGGAGAUGUUAGACUUGCUUGUUUGUUGAGCCAGGCUGGUGGAUCAACUGUAAACCGCAAUGAUAUCUUGCAGCAGCUUCACCUUUGGAGAAGGAAUGGGCUGGAUUUUAAUUAUAUCGAGAAGGAGAGAAUUAAGCUUUAUGAAUUGCUUGCUGGUAAUAUCCAUGAUGCGUUACAAGAUUUUACAAUUGACUGGAAGAGAUUCCUAGGGUUGUUAAUGUGGCAUCAUCUUCCUCCCGACAGUUCAUUACCUGUCAUCUUCAGAAGCUAUCAGCUCCUACUAGAUCAGGCAAAAGCUCCGUGGCCCGUCCCAAUAUAUAUUGACGAAGGACCUGCAGAUGGGUUUGUAAGCAACAAGCAUUCUGACCUCUUGUAUUAUCUUAUGCUUCUGCACAGCAAAGAAGAUGAAGAAAUUGGUUUCCUGAAGACUAUGUUCAGUGCCUUCUCUUCGACUGAUGAUCCACUUGACUAUCAUAUGAUCUGGCACCACCGAGGAAUUCUAGAAGCAGUUGGAGCUUUCACUUCAGAUGAUCUUCACACUCUCGAUAUGGGAUUUGUUGCACAGCUUCUCUCUCAGGGCCUUUGUCAUUGGGCUAUCUACGUUGUUCUUCACAUACCCUUCCGUGAAGAUCAUCCAUAUCUACACGUCAUUGUCAUUCGGGAAAUCCUGUUUAAAUUCUGUGAAACUUGGAGUUCUGUGGAAUCACAACGGCAAUUUAUCAAGGACUUGGGUAUCCCUUCUGAAUGGAUGCACGAAGCUCUGGCAGUUUAUUACAAUUACCAUGGAGAUUUCGUAAAGGCUCUUGACCACUUUAUUGAAUGCGCAAACUGGCAAAAAGCUCAUUCCAUUUUUAUUACGUCAGUUGCUCAUUCAUUGUUUUUGUCAGCUAACCAUUCAGAAAUAUGGAGAAUCGCUACUUCAAUGGAUGAUCGCAAGUCUGAGAUUGAAAACUGGGAUUUGGGUGCUGGGAUUUACAUGUCAUUCUAUUUACUAAAGAGUUCACUGCAAGAAGAUGCUGAUACGAUGGUAGAACUGGAACCCCUUGAUAGCACAAACGAGUCGUGCAGAAGUUUUGUCGGUCGUUUAAACGAAUCAUUGGCUGUUUGGGGUGACAGAUUACCAGUUGAAGCUAGAGUGGCAUACUCAAAGAUGGCAGAGGAAAUAUGCGAUUUGCUUCUGUCAGAUCUGAGUUUGGAUCCAAGCCGAGAGAGUCAGCUAAAAUGUUUUGAGACGGCCUUUGAUGCCCCUUUGCCAGAAGAUAGUCGGUUUGCUUUUGUCUUGCGUGAAUGAUUUGAUUUGGUCGUGUUGUUGUUUUAGCAAAAUCCCCCAAAUCUUAUAAAUAUUUUGUCAAAAG